This is a messenger RNA of Babesia sp. Xinjiang, 1104 nucleotides long. RefSeq lists its product as uncharacterized. Lineage: Eukaryota; Apicomplexa; Aconoidasida; Piroplasmida; Babesiidae. The transcript has a single exon. Bases 1 to 1104 code for a protein of 367 amino acids. The record is from RefSeq and is a predicted model, not a curated record.
AUGGUGCAUUGUUUGCCGCUUGUGUGUAUCUGUGUUGUUCUACUCGGGGGCGUAGGAACGCGUAAGCCAAACAGAGCACCUCUGGCGGUUCCUCGAGGCUUCAAAGGAAGUGCCGAGAUCUUGCGCGGUCCUCUGGCGCGUAAAAUAGCCCCAGCAGCUCUAUUGCAUAUACCGAACCUCUUCUCCUAUCUAGACCGUGUAAGGACUAGGAACGAAUUAAACAAUCGGCUAAGUGAGGUACAAUUAUAUGUGAUUACUGACGAACAUGGAAGACCUUUAGUUUCCCAUUAUCCUAGCGAUGCGCUUUCCCAGGAUACAGAAGUGACAACGCAAGAGUCUGCAGGACGACCACCUAAAACGAUUCCUGAAACAUCACAGAUACCUCAUGCGUUUGUUCAAUUGUUUCGUGAAGGCGGGAAUAGCGUUGAAAGCGAGAGUAGCCAGCACGAUAUAAAUCAUAUUAAACAAGGCAUGCCAAAAGUGGUAUUGUAUUUCAUGGACCCAAAUGCCUGCGCCGCGCAGAUACACGAGCUCAGACGACAGGGAAUCAACGUAGGCGCACAAAUAGUGACACUAAGUGACUACCUGAAAGACUCUCAGGAAGCGAAGCGGCAUUAUGAUCCAAUUUUGUUGCCUAUUCCAGAGGCACUCACUAGGGCAACACUCAAUGGCAAAUCGACAUUUCGAGGUACACCGAUAUUCACUACAGAUCCACCCAUUGUGAUCACGAAUUCAGAAGACGGAACGAAUGAGUACAAUCCUGAAACGGAUAAACUAGCUAUAUUUUUCUCGCCAGAGCAAGCCGAAGAGGUAUAUCGCAGUGCUUGGUGGAGCGGUCGAGCCAAAUCGGAGGUCGGUGGUAGGAAAACACACUACAAGCUGCUUCCUGGGACGCGGGCGUGGUACCCUAAAGUAUUGGUGACAAGCCUUGAAGACCUGUGCAAUCGUAUAGAGACAAACGAAGCAUACUGGGCGGUACUCAUUCGUCUGGUUCCUCCAAGCGUCGAACUCGACCACGAGGCGCAUCUGAUGCUUAGAAACGAAAAGGAAACAGGCAAAUCGUUGUGGAAAUCUCUUCACAAAUUUGUCACAAAACUAUUAUAA